UUGCUAAGUAACAAAUUAUGUUAUAGUUGACGUGGUAUCAACUAUUUAAAAUCCUACAUAGUUUUUUAAUUUGUUACAGGAACUUGAUAUAUUACAUAAUUUCAAUCAUGAAGAAAACCAAGGAUUUGGCUCCUAUCGCCAUACCACAUGGACCACCUGUGGAAUCCACCUCAGAGUAUUUUAAAUCUUUGAUGGAAAGCGACAGGAUGGUAAAGAAAUAUCCAGUAUGGGAUGUCGCACGUCCAACACCACAGGUCUUAAUGGAAAAAGCACGUCGCGAUCUGAUGGAUGCCGACGAGAAACUGGCAGUAAAAAGAGCAGACGAAAAAAGAAACAGAGCCAUAAUGGAUGCAAAGUGGGAAGACUUAAGGACCAAAGAGAUACUGCUUAAAGAGUCCUUUAUAAGUUUCAACAAAUUCAUUAGAGAAAACCAAGAGAAGCGCGAUCGUGCUGAGCGCAAGAUGCAGGCGGACAACGAAGUCCUGGAGCGUAAGGCCAGGGACACGGAGGCCAUGAGACAGAGAGUCAUCGAGAUGGAAGAGGUCAAGAAACUGAUGGAGCAGCAAGUUCAGGAUUAUACUAUUUAUGAGGAUUACCUGAUGUCGGUUGUCCACAAUUAUCCUGAGUUCAAACAGCCUCUUGAUGUCCUUAACCGUUACGAAGCUUUGGCUGCUGCCAAGUCAACCCUGGCCGAGCGUCAGGAGCGUGACCUGGAGAUGUUGGAGAAUGCGCGCCAGGAGAUCGCCUCCCUCACCGAGGAGAAGAAACUCUUCAUCAUGGGCCUAAACAACACUCUAGCUAACCUCAGGUGGCGCUACGACAAAAUACGCAACCGUGUGAUAAAAUGGGAGCUUGCUUUGAAUCGCCUGAAGGAGACCGCGGCGAGACGUCACGUGGAACUGUGCCACGUCCGAUCUGCCAUCUGGAGUCUGUAUGUCAAGAUCUGCAAGCAAAAGGGCCUGUCCAUCGAUGUCGAUACUAAUGAUUUUGAACAACAGCUUGUAGUUAUCAUGAGAGCCUUACUCGAACUGCGUCGGAUUUAUAGGAUUGCACAGAAGAGGUCCAAAGAAAAGGACGCCGAGUCGAUGCAUACCAACUAACCAACGUGUGCAGUAAGAUGCUUCAUCUCUGAGAUGCCAAAGUUUUUCUCUUACUUAUUAAUACAUUAUCAAAAUUAUUUGAUUACUAUGGUAUAUUUGUAAUAUUGUUUAAUUUUUAAUAAAUACUUUAAAGAAUAAAA
Messenger RNA from Trichoplusia ni (cabbage looper), 1240 nucleotides. Its product is annotated as coiled-coil domain-containing protein 42 homolog. The coding region runs from base 108 to 1100 and encodes 330 amino acids. The record is from RefSeq and is a predicted model, not a curated record. Lineage: Eukaryota; Metazoa; Arthropoda; Insecta; Lepidoptera; Noctuidae. The transcript has 7 exons.